Messenger RNA from Anolis carolinensis (green anole), 4564 nucleotides. RefSeq names its product acyloxyacyl hydrolase (gene aoah). The record is from RefSeq and is a predicted model, not a curated record. Gene Ontology annotation, molecular function: calcium ion binding; acyloxyacyl hydrolase activity. The transcript is spliced from 23 exons. Bases 443 to 2173 code for a protein of 576 amino acids. Gene Ontology annotation, biological process: lipopolysaccharide catabolic process; negative regulation of inflammatory response. NCBI's taxonomy places the organism in Eukaryota, Metazoa, Chordata, Lepidosauria, Squamata, Anolidae.
CCUUACUUAGGUUAUCCAUACCUCACAACCUCUGAGGAUGCCUAUCAUAGAUGUGGGCGAAACGUCAGGAGAGAAUACUUCUGGAACAUGGCCACACAGCCCGAAAGACAUACAACAACCCUGUGAUCCCGGCCAUGAAAGCCUUCGACAACACCUUUCCCUUCUGUUUGUAGAGGAGGAGACCAGAUUUCAUGCUUCUUAAAGCCAUUCUACUCUAGAGGAGAGUUACAGUUGGAUUACAUUUAUGAGAAAACAUCAAACAAUAAUCUUUCCUGCCCAGUCCCACCCUCAUACGAAUGACACCACAGCUAUGAAGAAAAGAGGAAGAGGAAAACCAAGACAAGAGCCAGCUUCUGUGAAAUAACUGUCUCCUCAGGAGGCAUUUCCUUUUGAUGUUGCGUUGAUAUUUAGAAGACCCAUUUUCAGAAAUUACUGAAUCAGAAUGGGUUGGAAGAUGGCCCCUUCCUCAGUCUUCCUGCUCCUCUUCCUGCUUUUGCCAAAUGGCCUUUCCUCCCUUCCAAAUGUCAAACAAAAACUGCUUUAUGAUGACAGACACCAGAAAUUUACCUGUAUGGGGUGUGUGCUUAUAGUUUCCAUGGUAGAGCAGCUUGCUCAGGUCCACAACUCUACUGCAAAAGAAGCUCUGGAGAGAUUCUGUGGCUACUUACCUGAAAAAUGGACCUUACAAGACAUUUGCUUUCUGAUUUCUGAAAUAUUUGGACCAAGUAUAAUUAAAAUGAUCGAAAGGAAAAUGAAUGCUGAUGUAGCAUGCCAUGCCCUUCAGCUAUGUAAACAGGAGGCAGGACAACCAUUUUGUCAUCUUUAUCCUCUCCCUAAGGUGGGGUUAAAGGUAACUAUGAAGAAACCAGAAAGAAUGGCCACAGUGAAGAUCCUGAAGCAUAUUCCUCGGUUACUAGGCUUGUGUUCACUUCCUUUGCUCAAGAAUUUGUGUAAGAAAAUUGAAGGUUUUGUCAAAAACAAGUUACCUUAUGAAGACUUCGAUGGAGAUAAAUUCAGCAUUUUCCCAACCUUGAGGGGGUAUUACUGGAGAGGCAGAGAUUGUGAUGAUGCAGACGCCGCUGUGUAUCCGGGAAGACGCCCUGAUCAGUGGGAUGUAAAGGUGGAUUCUAACUGUAAUGGAAUAUGGGGUGUGGAUCCCAAAGACGGCAUCCCUUAUGAGCAGAAAUUCUGUAAUGGCACAGAGUCCAAGGGAGUCAUUAUUCUGGGAGAUUCAGCUUCAGCCCACUUUCAUAUCCCUCCUGAAUGGGUGACAGCUUCACAGAUGUCAAGGAAAGCAUUUUCCAACCUUCCUGAGGCAUUAACCAACGAGCUCGAUUGGCCCCAGUUUUCAGAAGCCACUGGAUUUCUCAACUCCACCAUUGGGGGAUGGACAGAGUCGAUUUAUCUACAGCUGCUCAGAAGAAACCGCUGCAAUCACCGAGAUUACCAAAAUCUUUCUAAAAAUGGUGGUUCUUCAGAAAAUGUUCUAGAUCUACUGAAAAGCUUGGCAAGGAAUCAACAAUUUGACAAGCCGGCAAUAGUUUUCUUUUCAAUGGUUGGGAAUGAUGUCUGUAAUGGGUAUCCUGACACCGUGAAACACAUGACACAGCCUGAGAAAAUGCGCAGCAAUGUUUUGCAGACUCUGCGUCACCUAGACAGCCAUCUUCCAAAAGGCAGCCAUGUAAUUUUAAUUGGCUUGGUGGAUGGCCGCUUCCUGUGGGAUAACUUGCAUAAGAGAUACCAUCCUCUUGGCCAGUUAAACAAAGACGUCACAUAUGAACAAUUUUAUUCAUUUCUUAGCUGCCUUCGGAUCAAUCCAUGCAAUGGCUGGAUGUCUUCAAACAGCAUGCUUAGGGACUUGACCGCGGAGAGAGCUUCACAACUUUCCGAUAUUCUGAAAGAAAUAGAAAAACUUGAGAAAUUUACUAAUUUUGAUCUUUUCUACAUGAAUUACCCAAUCAAAGAAAUCACAGAAAUGUUGCAGAAGAUGGGAGGAGAGGCCUGGCAGCUAAUAGAACCUGUUGAUGGAUUCCAUCCGAGUCAGAUUGCUUCUGCACUUGGAGCUAGAAUUGUCUGGAACAAGAUACUCCACAAAUGGCCACGUGUCCUUGGACAAGAAAAUCCAUUUAAUAAUGAGAUUGCUAUGAUCUUCAAAGAUCAAGGAGGGCACUGAUCUCAGUACUAUGAAACGGAAGUGGGAAUCAGUUCUUCAUGAAGAUUUGAAUCCUCUUGAAGAUAAUCUGUCAUCAAUUACAGAGCUGUGCUUUAUUUUUAAUUAUUGAAUUCAUCUGUGUCACAUCACUUGGGUAGAGCUUUACACUUAUAGUUCUGACUGGUCAACAUAAAAUUUUUGUUUCUGGUUUAUUUUAUGUGUAUUUUAUAUAACGUAUGAUUAUGUGUUUCAUACGCCUUGAGCCCAUGAGAUGAGGCGAACAGGAAAUUAAAUUUAUUGGUAUUAUUAUGAAUUUACUCAGUAUGUCACAAUGGAGAAGUAUAGUACUAAUUACAGAGAAUAGUGUCACAUUAAUUAUCUUGACAUAUUUUAGCAUAAACCUAAUGAUUCUAAAUACCCAUCCUUUUAAAAAAGAAAGUAUUGCAAGACAACACACUCAUUGGCUGGAAUCCCAUUGAUACAUUUUUAUUUAUAUAUGCUGAGAAGUUCUUGUUCCUUGUUUUAAAACAGCAGAAAAAGUGGACAUUGAAAAUAAUAAUACAAAGGAUGACUUGAAGAGGGGGAAGUUGAAAGAAUUAGUGUUUUUAACCAUAGCAAUUAAGACAGUGUCCUGCAACUAAUAUUUUAAAAUAUGCAGCACUAUCAGCGCCAACACAGCACAAUGUGGUACUCCAUUGAAAGCUUUUAUGAAAACUGCGCAUAUGCAGUUUACCUGAGUAGCCAUGAUAUUUCACUGAUCGGUUAAAAUUAUUGCUUUAACAGGCUUAAUGACAGACUAUAUGAAGUAAUACUUUGUUUAUAGCAGCCCUGCAGUCUGAAUUUUAUUUAAAAAAUACUGUUCUCUAGUGCCUAAAGACCAGUGAAUUUUUUACAUCCAAACUAUGAAACAUAGAUUAAUAUGGCUUGGAGAGGAAAGUAAUGAUAAAAGAUGCUGUUCUUAAAGCAGCUUAAAGCAUUCCAGAUGCUUGUUUCAUAGCAAUAUGUACAAAUGCCCUGCAUAACUGAUAUAUAUAAACCACACUGUGCGCAAAAUCAUGCAUCAAAAUAUCUUAUUUUCACAAUUGGAAUAUGUUCCUAUUUUAUGCAAUUUUCUUUGCAAAAAGUGGUACUUUUUGCAAAUGACAGGAAUUAAAACCUCAAACUAUUUAACACCUAAAAGGUGAUUUGAAAAAAGACCACUAAUUAUAUUUUUAAAAUCCUAAUAUAUAUAAAAAGUGGAAGUUCCUGUUUCAGCUCUCUAGUAGAACUGAAUCAAUUUGAGGCAUACUUGUUAGGAAAAAAUGUUUACUGAUAAAACUUCCUAGAUUGUUCUCCUCCCCUUGUGCAGAAUCUUUUUAUUCUUGAAAUAAAGCAAGCUUUGAUAAUAGAAACCUUUACUUUAAAAGUGAACAGAACUACAUAUUUCAAAAAGUUUUAUAAUAUAGAACACAUUUAGCACAGCAAAAGUGCUUAAAACAGCUAUCUAUCAUACCCCAGUACUAGAGUUAAAACUCUAAAGGCAGCAAAUAGUCCAAUACAAUGACCAUCACAUCCAGAUAUAUUAAAAGAGCAGGGUUUGUAUCUGACAUUGGAAGCAAGCUCUUACGAGAAAUUUCUUCUGCAAUUCAAGGCUUUCCAACAGGAACAUAGCAAGCGUCAGGCUGCCACAUGCGAAGGUCAACAAGAACUUGGUUGAGUCUUUGCAUCCACAGAUUACGCUCAUCUUUAGUAUCAGCAGAUAACCAAUUCCUUGUUUAAACAAAAGAAUCAGGGCCAAAGUAUUAAUCCACAGGGAAGAAAAAACAGAGGAUGUCAUUAACAAUUAAAGUUCUCCAGGAGUAGAUCUACAAAAAUAACUACUAGUAAAAGUAUUGUAUAAUAGCUUACUUGGUAACACACAAAGUGUCUUUGCAUUGGCUAACAAGCGUUUCCUUGUCAUCUUCUCUCUGUGGCCGAACAGUAAUUAGCUCAAAAGUGUUGGGCCGAGCACAGAAUUCUCUGUUGGCAGGUUCAAUUUGACGACUGGUGCAGUUUGCUAGGUUUAUUGAGCCCAAAGGAUGCUGAAAUGUAAAGAUCAGUAUUUCUUAGUCUUUUGAUAUUUGUCAAUUUGCAAAUAUUUACACUGCUCUGAAUCUGGAGAUUUCAUUAAUGACAAGUAACCCAUAGCCUCCUCUGAAAAACUGCGUAAGAGGUUGUUGUAAAAGCCAUCACCCCAACCAUCAUGCCACUUCAGGCUGUAAAUACUAAAAUAAAAUAAAUAGAUACAGUCUCUACAGUAAAUACUUAUGCAAAUUGAGAGUUACCUUUCGUUUUUCAUCGUCUGGGUAAGUCCAAUAAGAGAUACAAUUGCCAGAAAGAGCACACCAACGCCGAUGCCAAGCCCCAAACCCACUGACAUCUUCAAACAUAGUC